GCCGCUCAGAUUUGCAGGCGAUGAUCCGUAGCCGUGUUCUCGAGUGCUGAGAGCCUCUCUUCAGUGUCUCCUCCGCGAGUGACAUGAGCAGCUACUUUGUUCCUCCUCUCAACUAUGGCAUGGUGGAGUACGAUCUCACAAGAUCAGGUGUUGUUCAUCAGCUCAAUUUUCCUUUUCUAGAGCGCCUCAACUUGCGCACUGUGCUCUAUCUCUCACAGGACGAACCAUCGCAGCAAUUCUUGAGCUUUCUCGACGAACAAGGCAUACAUUUUCGAAGGACUCAUCAAAGCAGCAGCACGACAGCGGCUGAAACGACGGGAUCGCUGUCCGAAGCUCAGGUACUGUCUGCAUUGGAGGUGAUACUGCGUCCGGAGAAUUAUCCUUUGCAUGUUAUGUGCAAGCAGGGACGCAACACCACCGGAACUGUAAUAGGCUGUCUUAGAAAGCUCCAGAGAUGGAACUUGACGUCGAUAUUUGAAGAGCACCGCAGGUACACAACCAGCAAAGUACGGAUCCUUAAUGAACAGGUGCAACAAAUCUCUUGAUGCAGUUCAUUGAGAUGUUCGACGCUAACUCAGUGACCAUUCCUCCAAAUCAUCCCGACUGGCUAUGAAGGAAGAAACCAGACGAUUCUUUUUUCAACUCCAAAAACAUUUAGAAAAAGGUCAAUUGAAAACAAAAGUAAAGACUAUUGUGAUGGCUCCAUUCAUUUAGCUUGGAGAAAAAUGGUAUAAUAAAGUUAUCUUAGCUGUGA
Molecule: messenger RNA, 754 nt
Organism: Selaginella moellendorffii
Lineage: Eukaryota; Viridiplantae; Streptophyta; Lycopodiopsida; Selaginellales; Selaginellaceae
Product: probable tyrosine-protein phosphatase DG1060
Exons: 5
Coding region: 84-545 (153 amino acids)
Molecular function (GO): phosphatase activity
Source: RefSeq, a predicted model, not a curated record